Molecule: messenger RNA, 882 nt
Organism: Penicillium daleae
Lineage: Eukaryota; Fungi; Ascomycota; Eurotiomycetes; Eurotiales; Aspergillaceae
Product: Ac45/VOA1 transmembrane domain-containing protein
Exons: 5
Coding region: 1-882 (293 amino acids)
Biological process (GO): fungal-type cell wall biogenesis; (1->6)-beta-D-glucan biosynthetic process
Cellular component (GO): endoplasmic reticulum membrane
Source: RefSeq, a predicted model, not a curated record
AUGCAUCUGAGUAGGCUUGGGCUGCUUGCCCUCGGGGCAGCUGCAGUCGAUGCCUUCCGUGAUACCUCACCAUUCUUCCUUGCAUCGACCUCCGAGCUCCUCGCGAACUCCGCAAACAUCAAGACCAGCGCCUCGCUAUUCGGUGAUCUUUCUUCUGCUCUUGGAUUAUGCCCGUCAGAAUACUACGUUCUUGUCAACCAGCCUGGCGUGCAUAGCUCCGACUUCGCGACCCGCAAGUCGGCACCCCGCCUCGGCGCGAAGAUGCUGGGCAAGGACAAGUCCAUCAGAUCGAAAAUGAGCGUCAACGAAGUGGCUGGUCUUUUGGAGGUCAAACAAAUCAAGGAUCUGCUAGAGGAGAAGUGCCGGGCGCAGACUACCUUCAUUGACGGCUCUUCUGGAUCAUACCCUUCAUACUUUGAGUCGGGUCCUCGGAUCAUCGACAUCGAGUUCCCCAUGCUCUCGCUUGGAUCGGACCGUGCCGACCAGCUCUCCAACAAUGAUGGCCUGAUUGCCGAUAUCAUUGAACGAAUUCCUUCCUCCUCCAAGUAUACUCUUCUCUAUGUCACCUCGCCGAGAGAGUUCCCCGAGACCGAUUCCAUGGUCUACGAGACCGAGGACGCCUAUCCCGACUCCGUCCGCAUGGAACUCAAGCGCGACUACUCCUCUCACUCUUCCUACUCUAGCGCUUCCGAGUCAGAUCGCCAUACUUCUCUGUUUGACGAGUACCAGUUCUUUACCCCAGGUCUUUUCAUGGGGUUCAUGGCUUCAUUCCUGUGCCUGAUCAUCCUGUAUAUUGCUAUCAGCGCUGUCAGCAGCCUCCAAGUUCCCUAUGCUGCAUUUGAGAAGGAUACUUCCGCUGCUGUGCACAAGAAGCAGCAGUAG